Sphaerodactylus townsendi is the source of this 4724-nucleotide messenger RNA. It is a transcript of the gene CDH13, whose product is annotated as cadherin 13. Bases 280 to 2286 code for a protein of 668 amino acids. Gene Ontology annotation, biological process: multicellular organism development; sprouting angiogenesis; cell-cell junction assembly. Gene Ontology annotation, cellular component: catenin complex; plasma membrane; adherens junction. The record is from RefSeq and is a predicted model, not a curated record. Gene Ontology annotation, molecular function: cadherin binding; calcium ion binding. Lineage: Eukaryota; Metazoa; Chordata; Lepidosauria; Squamata; Sphaerodactylidae. The transcript is spliced from 14 exons.
CUCUCGAGGCAGUCCUGCGCUCUCUCUCUCUCUCUCUCUCUCUCUCUCUUCUCAGAGGCUGUUCCACAGUGAAAAUAUGCUCAGUGCAGCCAAGUGCAUGAAUGAAACAGCCGCCCGUCUCUACUUGUGGGGGCUGGAGCAUAAAAUGCAACGCCACGCACAGCUUAACCCUCUCCCCGCCUUCUGUCCCAGGUGCUGUUUCUCGCAUUUGCAGAAGACUUAGAAUGCGUCCCUGGAUUCCAACAAAAGGUUUUUCAUAUCCAGCACCUGUCUGAAUUCAUGGCGGACCAGCCGAUUCUGAAUGUGAUAUUUGAUGAUUGUCAAGGAAAUCACAAAUUGAGCUUUCAAGUUUCAAACCCUGACUUCAAGGUGGAAGCCAGCGGGGUUUUAGUUGCACUGAGAAACUUAUCUGAAGCAGGACAAUCCUUAUACAUCCAUGCCCGGUCAGCACAGGUCGAAGAUAUGGCUGAAGUAUUGAUUGGAGCCAGGAAAGAAAAACACACUUCUUUAAAGGAGAUCUUCAAAGCUGAAGGCAGCCUCGGGAACGUAAGGCAAAGACGGGCUAUUGUGGCGACCCCCAUUCUAAUUCCGGAGAACCAGCGGCCUCCGUUCCCAAGACCGGUGGGCAGGGUUGUAGACAUUGACAGGUCAGAGGGCUCAAAAUUCAGAAUUUCUGGGAAAGGAGUGGAACAGGAGCCAAAAGGUUUUUUCAAGAUUAUUGAGAAUACUGGAGAGGUCAUUGUGACACGCCCCCUUGAUAGAGAAGUGACGGCCACCUACCAGCUGCAAGUGGAAAUCAUUGAUCCCAGCGGCAAAAGCAUAGAAGGCCCGGUUCCACUGGACAUCAUUAUUAUCGACCAGAAUGACAACAGGCCCAUCUUUCGGGAAGGGCCGUACAUCGGACAUGUCAUGGAAGGGUCUCCUACAGGAAGCACUGUGAUGAGAGUGACUGCAUUCGAUGCCGAUGACCCCGCAACGGACAACGCCCUGCUGCGGUACAAUAUCCUUAAGCAAACCCCCGACAAGCCUUCACCGAACAUGUUCUAUAUUGACCCAGAAAAAGGAGACAUUGUCACGGUCGUGUCGCCAGCCAUGUUGGACCGAGAAACCAUGGAAAACCCCAAAUACGAGCUCAUCAUAGAAGCAAAAGACAUGGGGGGCAUGGAUGUGGGAUUAAUUGGCACGGCCACAGCCACUGUAGUUGUCGAUGACAAAAAUGACCAUCCGCCAGAGUUCACGAAAAAAGAGUUCCAAGCCACGGUGAAGGAAGGCACGACGGGCGUGAUCGUGAAUUUGACGGUCGAAGAUCGGGACGACCCGGCGACGGGCGCCUGGAGAGCUGUUUACACCAUCAUCAACGGGAAUCCGGGCCAGAGUUUUGAAAUCCAUACAAAUCCCAAGAAUAACGAAGGGAUGUUGUCCGUUGUCAAGCCUUUGGAUUGUGAGAUUUCAGCUUUCCAUACACUCCUGAUCAAAGUAGAAAACGAAGAUCCAUUGGUUCCGGAUGUUGCCUACGGCACCAGCUCGACAGCCACUGUUCAGAUCACCGUCCUGGAUGUAAACGAAGGCCCCAUUUUCCACCCAAACCCAAUGACUGUUUCCAAACAAGAGAACAUCCCAAUAGGCAGUGUUGUGUUCACCGUCAAUGCCACCGAUCCGGACAAAUUGCAGCAUCAGACAAUAAGAUAUUCUGUGGACAAAGAUCCAGCCAACUGGCUUGAAAUUAACCCUACAAAUGGCACCAUCGUCACCACGAAUAUCCUUGAUCGCGAAUCUUCAUAUGUCAUCAGCAAUGUGUACACGGCGUCUUUCCUGGCAAUUGACAGUGGUAGCCCUCCGGCCACAGGCACGGGGACACUGCAGAUCACCUUGGAAGACGUCAACGACAACGCCCCUUCCAUUUAUCCGAUGGUAGCAAUGGUCUGUGAAGAUCAGAAAGACGUGAAGGUGAUCCUCGGAGCCUUAGACAAGGAUCUUCGCCCCAACACGGAGCCCUUCAAAUUUGAGCUGAGCAAACAGUCUGGUCAAGAGAAAGUAUGGAAAGUCACCAGAAUUAACAAUACUCACGCCCAGGUCAUCUUGCCUCAGAACUUGAAGAAGGCCCACUACAAUAUCCCCAUCUCGGUGACGGAUUCGGGGACGCCUCCUCUCACUAACAAUAUAGAACUGAAAAUGCAGGUGUGCUCCUGCACAAAAUACAGCAAACCGGACUGCAGCUCGUCCUCCACCCUUCACAUCAGCAUGGUCCUAAUCUUCGUUUCGCUCUUCAGUUUAUACUGUCUGUAAGAACUCCUGACAUUUGAAGCUGGUCUACCAAGUUGCCACAGCGACAAGCAAAGGUUCUACAUCCCACUCCAAAAAAAAAAAAAUCACCUUUUACACUUUCGACUCCUCACUUCUAAGCUUCAGUUGCUCCAGUUUGGAAGCGCCGUCAACCACAACGCAUCUGCCCCCAACUGCACGACUGUCUCUGAUGAACCUUUGACCUGACUCAGGCUUACCGACGGGUUCCUCCUUCGCGACGGACAGCCGACGCAAUCGGUGGCCACCCAUUUCAAAGAUCGCAACGUCGAGACUGGAUCUUUCGGGCGCAGAGUUGCAGAAUGACUCAAUUCCUCCCCCCCCCUUUCUCUGUUGACUUGUUGCUAUUCAAAUGUUUUAAAAAAAAUUGUCUGUGGGUUAGUAUUUGUAUAUGUAUGAGUGUACGUAUAUGUAUAUAUAUUUAUAGAGAGAGAAGAGAUAUACAAUAGGGUUAGCUUUUGUAUGGCAUUAGGUUUGUGGUCAAGGAAAGGGGCAAAGUCGCAGAGGCAGGGGACAAACACCCACUGACAGCUAAACCCAUUGUAUAGGCUGCGUAUACAACGGUGUAACCAAAAGAAGAGAGCGGGCCAGGAUAGUACCACGAGAAAAAGCCACCUUUGUGGCAUCCAUUUUUCUCGGGAAAAUUUUUUAACCCUUGGUCUAAUUGGUCAUCAGGUUUUUUUUCCAGCCCUCCCUUUCCUGUUUAAGCAUUGUUGGGUCCUUUCAGAGGCCUGCGGAUGGUGAGCAAAAGCAAUACUUGCCGAGUCGUGGGGGGGGGGGAAGAAAUUGAAAAUUAAGUUCCUGCUGAUUCUGAAUUCGGUUAGCUAGUUCUGAUCUAUUUUAAAUGUGGUCUUCAUAAUCAAUGUUUGGUCUUACCAUGAAGAACAGAACAGAUGGGACAGUUUGGGUCGGUCACUUCCCGGAGAUUAGGGGGUGGAGCUCUGGGGAGAUGGGGCUUGGGCAGGGGACCGGGCUCAGAAGGGCAUAACGCCGCAGAGUCCACCCUACAAGGCAGCCAUUUUUCUUAGGGGAGCCAAUCCCUGUUGUCUGGAGAUCUGUUCCUGGGGGAUCUCCAGACCUCACCUGGAGGAUGGCAAUCAUAAAAGAUAGGAACUUCGAAAAGGGUUCUGCGUUCCUCCCUCUUUGAACUCAUUCUUAUGAAAACUGCCAGCCUGCAUCUUGAAGAAAUCUAAUUUACCCCUUGAACUACUAAUGACUGAAGGUGGUGGUGGGUGGAUCAGAUGACUCUAUGAAUUCUCCGUACAAACAAAAUCCCUGAACAUAGAACACCAGAGGUUAAGGGAGGAAUGCUUUCUUGGCGUGCUAGUUUUCUAUGAGAAGGGAAGGCUGGGUUUAUACCGAAGAUCAAUCGUGUAUGUACCAUGGUUUACUUGUGAUGUAAACUGGUACAACCCAGACACAGGUUUACCUGACUAAGUGAGAACUAGAUCUCCUUGGGUCCAUAGCAAAAAUGAGCAUUGAAGAUGCAUUGUUUUGAAUGUUUGCCUCAGACGCAAGAAUGUCUAACAGCAGUGAUGUAAAGGAACCAAGCUAUUCUCCCAGCUGAUCAUAAAUUAUGGUAGAAAUGACUAGAAAUUCAGUAUUCCCAGAUCUGGGAACUAGUGGCGGUGGGAAUGUUGAUGUCAUUCAGGCCUAUGAAAGCAGUAAGACUCUAGCUUAUUUUGUCUUUCAGGAACCUAUGGUUUUUACUUUUUUAAUUUUUUCCAAAUCCCUUAACUACUAAUUCUCAGUUGUCACUCAGCGCCUGUGAAGCUAGCUCUCUUGAGCAAACCUGGGGGGGAAAUUAUAUAAAUAUAUACAUAUAUAUAAUUUGUUUUGAACAUAGUAUAUACAUACAUACACAGAGAGGUACACACAGAGUUUUAAAACGACAACUAACGAGAUAUCUUUUUUAUUUUUUUCCCCUUUCUUUUUUUUUUUGGCGUGUGCAAAAUAAUCGCACUUGUUUGCAAAUGAUAGAAACAAAGGGUCUUCAUGAUGUACGAAUACAAAUCCUUAGAAAGACAUCCGGUGAGCAUGUAAGAAAUCUGACUGUUUCGUCAAGACGAUCAUCUUGUGAAUAAACUGUAAAUGAAUCAUGAAGCUCAAACCAAUUCUUUUUUAUAACAAAAGGAAAAUCAGCAAAACAAGUAUAUUAGUGACAGACAGUGGCUUUUAAUAGAACUUGACAGUAACUAGGGUAAGGUAAGUGUCUUAGACUCUUUUAAUAAAGUUGCUUAUUUAAAGUUUAAAUUGCAGAGCUUUCUUAUGCAAUAGAAUGUCGCGGCUGUAUAGUUUGGGUUGGGUUUUGAACAGGAAUUUACACAUCAUGCUGUUUGUGAUGAAAGCGUUUUCCUUCUAUGUCAUACCUCUGUUCUGAUAAUAGCUUUUUAUUUUCAAAUCAUUAAAGAAAUCCAACCACA